UGCAUCUCCAAACGCGACACUGUGCGGGUUCCCUCGAUUCAAGUCUCUUCCUAGCUGACAAAACUCUUUCCGUUCAGCCAUUCUCUUCCUCCCACUUAUCACCUGUGCGUGCGACAUUGUCCUAGGCUCCUACCCUGAAAUUCAUGCCUAUGACUGCGCAGCGCAGAGGGUGCUCAGACUCCUUCUUGAUGGAUGGGCACACCCUCCCUUUCAUCAAUUAAAAUCGAAUUCCUCCAUGUUUCAUUGCCUGCGAACCCUGCGGUUCAUCAUUCCGCCAUCCUCCAACUCUCUCUGCCAUGGUUGCAAGAGAUGUUGCGGCCGCCGCUCAAUCCCUACGAGAUCCGUGCGAGGAUGAACGACCUUCACUUACGAUGGAUGCUAACGGGAUCGCAAGAAAAGGCUCCGAAGAGGCCGUCCACAAAGACCACCGCGGGGAUAUGGACGAAUUGCGCAUCGAAGUUCCUCACCUCCCCAAGUCGGCCGAGAUAGCCCUCGCCACUCUUUCUACCCUUCCAACACCCUUGCUUGUCCUGUCUUCCCUCAAGACGAUCAUACUCGCAAAUGCGGCUGCUGGAAGACUACUGGGAGUAGAUCAGGCCGGCGUGGAUACUACGCUUACCGACAUACUCAAAGGACAAACCCUUUCUCAAAUAGGGAUCGAUAUGGUCUCAGAUGGGAUUCCCAUCUGGGUGAGUUGGGAGAAGUUCCUCGACAAUCUUGCAGCUGGCUUCAGAGAUCUCGAUGAGAACAAGAACUCACCUGGAGAGUUGUUGCCGGGCAUACAUAGCGGAGAUACCACCCCUACCGCUUCGCCUAAUCUGCGGAGAGGCCGUUCGCCUGCCCGAAGCAGGACCAAAAACCGGGACACGAUCGUUGAUGUGACUAUUUCGUCCCCCAAAGGUGCCCAACAUCAACGACCUCCUCCAAACAGGCACCAAAAGGGCCGCACUCAGGCCGUCCGUGCAACAUGUCGGAUGAUCAUCAGUAUCUGGGCCUUUGAAGGACAACAAUUCUUUACUCUAACUUUCACCAGCCUUGCUGCUCAUCCCAAACCCCAUGCUCAUCCACAACUUGUUCGCCGCAAUCCCUCUUCCAACUCUACAAAGUCGUCGCAAUCGUCGUCUCACACACCAGGCUCUUCUACCUCCGCUUCGAAUAUAAACACGCCCUCAGAAAGCUCUUCCCAAGACAUCGCCUUUCCACCGAACAGUGGACCCACUCAAUGUGUUCAGUCUUCUGCGCUUACGGACUUUCAAAAAGUUCUCAAGAUGAAAAACGCUAUGUUGAACGCUAUCGAAAUCCCCCUGAUCGCAAUGUGGAAAGAUGAAAGUGUGGUCUUUCCAAAUAUGGCCGCACGCCGCUUGUUGGCCGUCGACGCCGAUCCGACGUCGGACGACUCCUAUGAUUUUCUGUCCAGGUUCAAGCCUUGGUCACCGGAUUUCUCCCACGAGCUGUCUGAGAGCAAUAAUCCAAUUAUUGCUCUCUGUCGAUCCAAACGAGCCUUUACCAAUUGGCAGAUAGGUAUGAUCAGUGAGAAGACGGGGAAGAGAUCUACUUUUGAUGUCAGCGGAUAUCCACUGUUUGAUGAGAAAAACAAAGAAUUCCAGGCCGGGCUAAUCGCCUUCAAGGAUGUUACGUCCUAUGCCGACAAGUUAGCUUCUCAGGCUGCUGAGCAGGAAGACUGGUUCCGACUAAUGUGCGACAUGAUGCCGGUCAUAUGCUGGACCGCAAGACCUGAUGGUUAUAACGACUACUUUUCACAGCGCUGGUACGAGUACACAGGUUUGAAUAAAGCUGACACUGAGGGCUUCGAUUGGGGUACGCCAUUCCACCCUGAUGAUAUGCCGGAAGCUACCCGCGCAUGGAAGCAUUCUCUUGCAACCGGCGAAAAGUUCGAGGUCCAGUAUCGUUGCAAAAGUAAAGAUGGUGAAUGGAGAUGGAUGCUCGGAAGCGCCCUGUCACUGAGAGACCAUACUACGGGAGAAAUCGUCAAGUGGUUUGGAAGCAUUACUGAUAUCCAGGAUGUCAUUGAUGCCAAGCUCGCUCAGCAACAGGCGCGGCAGAAUUUGAUUGAUGUGCUGACCCACUCGCAAAUGAGCUUAUGGAUCAUCGAUCAGUCUGAGACCGUCACGUUCUUUGAAGGCAAUUUCCUCAACCAUCAGGAUGGUAAAGACGAGAUUGUAGGAAAGCCUAUUCACGAGGCAUUCACGCGAUACGUCACCACGGGCUCGCUGACUGAAUUUCGGGAGGCUAUCAGGCGCGUUUUGAGAGGCACGUCCGAUCUUGAAAUCUGCGAAAAUGAGGUCAGCUCCCGAUGGUUCCGAUCUAAGCUGGUCCCGCUCAAAGCCAAAAAACGCAGCCAGGGCUCGGAGAAUGAAGAGUAUGUUGCAGGAGUAAUUGGAAUCGGAACGGAAGUCACCCAGCUGAGAGAGAAGGAGCUGGAGAACAUCAAAUUGCUGGCCAAUGAAGCUGCGGCGAAGGAGGCCAGCAAAAUGAAAAGCAGUUUCCUUGCCAACAUGUCUCACGAAAUUCGCACCCCGAUUGCUGGAGUUCUGGGCAUGUCAGAACUGUUGAUGGACACAAUGUUGGACGAAGAGCAGAGUGAAUUUGCCCAGAACAUCCAGAGAUCGGCCAACGCUCUUUUGACGGUCAUCAACGAUAUCCUCGAUUUUUCGAAGAUCGAGUCGGGUAGGCUUGACAUCGAAGAAGUGCAAUUCAGUCUGAGCAUCGUCCUCCACGAUGUGGCGAAGAUGCUUUCCCAUGCAGCCAAGCGGAAAGGGCUGGACUUUAUUAGCGAGAUCCGACUAGGGUCUCCAGACACUCUCAUUGUGCUUGGUGAUCCUGGUCGAAUAAGACAAAUCCUCAUGAACCUUCUGACCAACAGCAUCAAAUUCACGUCUGAUGGCUAUGUCAAAAUGAGCGCACGCAUCGUCAACGAAACGAACGACACCACCACUGUCGAAUUUUGCAUUGAAGAUACUGGCAUUGGGAUUGAAGAGGAAGUCAAGAAACGGCUGUUCAGGCCUUUUAGCCAAGCAGACUCAAGUACUGCGAGACGGUUCGGAGGUACAGGGCUAGGGUUGACGAUAUGCAAGAACCUUGUUGAACUGAUGCAUGGAACCAUCAGCCUGGAUUCGAAACUUGACGCAGGGACCAACGCUACUUUCACUAUUCCAUUUAGAAAAGUGGAAUACAAGGCCGGCUCGUCGACAGACUUCCUGGAUGUCGGCGUCAUUCCUGAGAGACUUCAGUCAGAACUGUCAUUAUCCAUGAACGGAUCCUCCUCGAGGGAGGGAGCCUCAGGCCUCCAGCGAGCGUCAUCGCCUGUCAACCCAACGCCGUUCGCAUUGACCAGCCAUCGUCGUUCAACAAGAACCUCCGCAAUUGGUGCUGAGAACGCUGCGCUUACCGUGGAAAGGGACAAGUUCCACAUCCUUGUCGUUGAAGACAAUCCAGUCAAUCAACAGAUUGCGCUCAAGUUUAUCGAGGCUCUUCAGUUCCCAGCUAGCGCAGUUUGGAAUGGACGGGAAGCGCUGGAAUAUCUCCUCAAAGCUACGUCUCCGAAUCUGACGCCUGAACAAGCGAAACAGUAUCCGAUCCCAUCCCUCAUUCUUAUGGACGUCCAAAUGCCUGUACUGGAUGGUUAUCACGCGACGCAUUUGCUCAGGCACCAUGCUCCAUUUACUACGAUCUCAUCAAUCACUCGUAUCCCUAUUGUGGCAAUGACUGCAUCGGCAAUCCAAGGCGACCGAGAAAAAUGCGAAAAGGCGGGUAUGGACGAUUACAUGGCAAAACCAGUCAAGAGAUCUGCGCUGGAGAAAACGAUAUUGAAGUGGAUGAAAUCAGGUCGAAGUUCUGGCGCUUCUAGCCGCACAUCACCUAAAGCGACUGCCGAGUCAAUCAAGGCGACGAUCAGAAGACCGCCUACAGAUCAUUCGUCGACCUGUACUGAGCAUGAUGCUAUCGCCAUCGAAUUCUUUACCCGGAACGCGCAGCUGUCUGAAGCUGUGCGACACUCGGCAGGUGAUGGGCUGGACCCUGCUCGCGCUCGCAGGUCCAGUAUCUCGAGAACGAUCCGCGAGACUGAAAUACCGGGUGGUGAGACCGAAGGAGACCGGACCAGGAGGCGAGCUGAUGCCGAGGAUAAGGCUAGGUCUCUCCGUGAUGCGAAGCUGCUGUUCGCCACGGAAGUGGAUCCCGCUCGACCGACGAUACCGCCUAGGAUGGUGCUAGAUGAGACAGAUACUCCGACUGCUCCUCCUGGACAGGCAGACUCAGAAGUCAACGCCUCUCGUAUGGCGUUGACAGAAGAGAAUGUUUCGCUGUUUAACCACACACAGGACGUAGAGCCCUCCCAGGCCAUGAAUGCGUCUUCAGAUGUCGGACUGGACGAGGUGGCUUAUCCCAUGCCUGAUAUCCCUGGGCCACCACCAGCUGAAGGUUUAACUGCCACCGUCGACCUGGCACAUCUGGAUGCUCACACUGGAGCCAUGGUCCAGUCGCUGCUAGACGCGGCUCAGCAUUCGCCGCAUGUCGACCUGCAAUAUCUGCAACCGUUUACGCCUCGGAGGGCCGGGGUCGGCUCCCCAAAAAAGGAUCGCCGAGAUAUUGGAGGAUUGUCGUUGGAAGACAGGCAGGAAAGUGAUUGGAGUAGUAGUACGGCGCGGCCAGCCAAGUCGGAAGAUUGAUUGUCUAAGUCUCUUUUUCGAUAAGCAUGUUCGUCGAAUUGCCCAGGCUAGAUCUAGCGUUUGGGAUAUCCUUUGCACAGCGACGGCGCGGGUUCGUUCUCGUGGUUGGCGCUAGAAUUUGGAGAGGUGCGUGCCUUGAAUGUGAAAGGCCUAUACAUGGGUUGCGAUAUUGUGAUGUUUGAUCCUCGUAUUUGUGUGGUGGUCAUUGCUUGGUGGUGCGUACAUAGAACGACUGACGCGAUUACGACUAUGGCGAGGGUACAUACGGUACUUAGAGGCACGAUACUUGGGGUUGACAGAAUCUCACUGGGUCGAGGUGAGCAAGUGGCACAUAUAUCAUUACUGUGAAGAAAUGAACACAGCGUGGAAAUCAUUCUCGAAUUCA
This is a messenger RNA of Exophiala xenobiotica, 5073 nucleotides long. RefSeq lists its product as uncharacterized. The record is from RefSeq and is a predicted model, not a curated record. Gene Ontology annotation, molecular function: protein binding; phosphorelay sensor kinase activity. Gene Ontology annotation, biological process: phosphorelay signal transduction system; phosphorylation. Bases 297 to 4688 code for a protein of 1463 amino acids. The transcript has 2 exons. NCBI's taxonomy places the organism in Eukaryota, Fungi, Ascomycota, Eurotiomycetes, Chaetothyriales, Herpotrichiellaceae.